UGCACACAUUCUGCAAGUCGAAUGUGUGGUGAAUGUGGCGAAUGUGAUGAAGGGGUAUUUCUCUCCAGUGCGCAGCGCGUUCRCUCGCUUUCGUUUCCCGUGAGAUACCAAUACACGCCGAGAGCGCACCGCAAGAUCAUUUUUUUUGUCUACUAAAACAGAUGCUCUCGCUACUUACUGGCAGUCGCGGUUUUCACAGCAGCCCAGGCGAGCACAGUAGCUGCUGGAAGACUAGACCGUGUCUGUAGCUACCCUGCCGCAUUCACAAGCUCCCUGGCCGGGGAAAGUGACAGCAUGGUGGUGGCCAAGGAUUACCAGUAUUACCUCGUUGUGAAGAGGGCGAACUGCUCUCCGGAGGUGCAGACAGUCAGCAGCAACAUCCAUCCGGCUAAAGAAGUGGAGGAGCCCAGUAACAAGCGGGUGAAGCCCCUGUCCCGCGUCACCUCGCUGGCCAACCUCAUACCUCCAGUCAAGACUGCUCCUCUGAAGCGCAUAGGACAAACACUGCAGCGUUCCAUCAGCUUCCGCAGUGAGAGUCGGACGGAGACGCUCAUGCCUCCUCGACCAUGGACGCGGCCGGCCCCGCCUGCCAACACCAAGCGGCGAGACAGCAAGCUGUGGAGCGAGACCUUCGACGUGCGGCUCGGACACCAGAUGCUGUCCUCUAAGGAAAUCAAACGCCAGGAGGCCAUCUUUGAGCUUUCUCAGGGCGAGCGGGAUCUCAUUGAGGAUUUGAAGCUGGCCAAGAAGGCGUACCAUGACCCCAUGCUGAAGCUGUCCAUUAUGACAGAGCGUGAACUCACCCAGAUCUUCGGAACCCUGGACUCCCUCAUUCCGUUGCAUGAAGAUCUACUGAGUCGACUGCGAGAGGCCAGGAAACCAGACGGCUCUACAGAAACUGUGGGACACAUUCUAGUGGACUGGUUACCAUGCCUGGACUCCUACAACUCAUACUGCAGUAACCAGGUGGCUGCCAAAGCUCUGCUGGACCAUAAGAAGCAGGACCACCGGGUGCAUGACUUCCUGCAGCGCUGCCUGGAGUCGCCCUUUAGCAGGAAGCUGGACCUGUGGAACUUCCUGGAUAUACCCAGGAGCCGGCUGGUCAAAUACCCUCUGCUGCUCAGGGAGAUCCUCAAACACACACCUAACGACCAUCCGGACCGUCAACACCUGGAUGAGGCAAUCAACAUGAUCCAGAGCAUCGUGGCAGAGAUCAACACUCAGACGGGCGAGUCAGAGUGUCGUUUCUACAAGGAGCGCCUCCUCUACCUGGAAGACAGCCAGAGAGACCUGCUCAUUGACAGCUCCCGCAUCCUCAGCUGUCACGGGGAACUGAAGAACAACAGGGGUGCUAAGCUGCAUGUGUUCCUGUUCCAGGACGUGCUGGUCAUAACCAGGGCCAUCACCCACAGCGAGCAGCUGCACUACCAGCUGUACCGCCAGCCCAUCCCAGUCAGAGAGCUGCAGUGGGAGGACCUGCAGGACGGGGAGAUCCGCCUGGGGGGCUCCAUCAGAGGGGCCUUCAGCAACAAYGAGAGGACCAAAAACUUCUUCAGAGUGUUGUUUCAUAGUGGCGGCCAGCUCCAGUCCCACUCGUUCCAAGCCAGCGAUGCCUUCAACAAACAGCAGUGGCUCAACUGCAUCCGCCAGGCCAAAGGAGCCGCUGAGUCGGCCGUGGGGGUGGUGAUUCCUGUAGGGGUGGGAACCAGUAGCAGUGACCCAGACCCCCGUCCAAGCCUACUCAGCCCCCAGAGACCUCUGAGUCCUACAACACCUCCCCUCUCAGGAGCACUGGCCCCCCAGCCAGAGAGCAUGGACCACAGUGACAGUGACUCGUCUGUAGACUCUCCAGAUUGUAGCAUGGACAUGGACACGACCGAGGCUUCUGACUCCACCACAGGCUGGCCUGGCUCUGCCCAGAUGGACCAAACAGACUCUAGUAGCAGCAGCAGGCCAGCAGAAGUGUGACCACUGGGGUGUCAAGGCUACAGCUGGGCAGUAUUGGUGGUAACAUGGCGAUGUUCUUUAUAUACGGGAGGGAGGCAACACAGUGGGUGGAUAUUGUAGAGCACUUCUUUUCUCUACCCCUUUUUUUCAUUUGUUGUUUUUCUCUUAACUUUCUUUCUAUGAGACAGUGGUGUAGUCUAUAGCAGUGGUAUCCAUGUGUCUUAGCUGUGACUGGCAGGUCUACUAUGGAUGUCUACAUGGAGAUGAAGGCAGCCAUGACUGGGACCUCAGGACAGUAUUGUUGUUGUUGCUCCUGCUCUGUCUCUUGACCUCUGCUGUGGGCGGAGUCCUCCUGCCCUACAGACAGCUUCCUCUCAUCACCUUCUCACCACAACUAGAAACACUGCCAUCACCCCUUAUCCCACUGCACUACUACUGUGGUCUCCCAGAGCGAAGAGAAUACAUGGAUGAUAUUCUUUUUAUAUAUAUAGAAUAUAUUGUAUGUAGGAAUCUAGAGAACCUGUUGUGUUUGCAAUAAUUGACCCAGUCAAAAUGACCAGAAGAAUGUUUUCAAAGACAAUCAAUAUGAUGAUAUGUUGUUGUUGUUAGGACUUGACAUGUGGUUAGAGUUUAUUUUGUUAAGGAUGGGUUACAACAGUGUUAAUGGGGCAGAGUUGUUUGCUACAGAUUCUUCCCACAUCUUGGCCAGAACUAUGAUGUUCCAGAACUAUUGACAUGUUCCAGAACUAGAUGUUCCAGAACUACAUGUUCCAGAACUACGAUGUU
Messenger RNA from Salvelinus sp. IW2-2015, 2733 nucleotides. It is a transcript of the gene arhgef3, whose product is annotated as Rho guanine nucleotide exchange factor (GEF) 3. Gene Ontology annotation, biological process: intracellular signal transduction; positive regulation of Rho protein signal transduction. NCBI's taxonomy places the organism in Eukaryota, Metazoa, Chordata, Actinopteri, Salmoniformes, Salmonidae. The record is from RefSeq and is a predicted model, not a curated record. Gene Ontology annotation, molecular function: guanyl-nucleotide exchange factor activity.